Morchella importuna is the source of this 300-nucleotide messenger RNA. RefSeq lists its product as uncharacterized. The record is from RefSeq and is a predicted model, not a curated record. The coding region runs from base 1 to 300 and encodes 99 amino acids. The transcript has 4 exons. Lineage: Eukaryota; Fungi; Ascomycota; Pezizomycetes; Pezizales; Morchellaceae.
AUGAAUCAUCAUCAGCGCCACCCCUCGAGACCUAGGAUUUUGCGUAGGCCUACGGAUGAACAUGGGGAGAACAGACAGGGACCAAUCUUUAUCAUCGCCGGAACCCGCGACAAGCUCUCGUACCUGGGCUUAUGUCUCAAGCGAGUGCCGCGGUUAUGUGAGGCCAUCUUCAUCUUCAAUAACAGACGGGUAGAAGCUACAGGAAACAAUUUCGAUUUCACCGCAGCUGUUACUUACACCUCGCACGUACUUGCAUCUUUCCUCACCAUAAGUACUGGAUUCAAGCUCGAACCAAUUUAG